Camellia sinensis is the source of this 1497-nucleotide messenger RNA. Lineage: Eukaryota; Viridiplantae; Streptophyta; Magnoliopsida; Ericales; Theaceae. The record is from RefSeq and is a predicted model, not a curated record.
UAUGCAGUUUUACCAAAAUAGUUAGGUUUUAUAUACUGCAUGGGUUUGGUGGUUUGUGGGGGCCGGAAAUAGGACUGGUCAGCAGGUCAACCGAAUGAACCGGCUGAUCAGGUCCGCUUUUCAGAACAUUGAUGUCAGUGUCUAUCAUAACUUCUCAAAGUGCUUCACAUCUAUCCCACUCACCAGCCACUGUCCACAAAGUCAUAUGUAUUUUUUCCAUAGAACAUAUAAAGCAACCUGGCAUGCCCAAUAGGCAUCCACUGCAGCUUGUUGUCAUGUUUGCCAUUAGUUCGAAAUUUGGAAUCCACACUUAAAUGCUGGCACGACAGUAUGCAUGGCUUGCAUUUGAUAUGGUAAUAAAUACACGUCUUGCCUCUCCCUCUGUCGCGAAAUACCAUUCCUUUCAUUCAUUGUUGGAAUAGAAUUUACUUGCACCAAUGGGAUUCUGUGCAGAGUUUGUUUUUGAUAAUUUGCAAUCUUAUAUAACGUUUGAUGGCUUGAAGAUUUAAUUUUUAAAAUUGUACUUGUUGAUGCACUUAUUGGUUGUGUACCUUAGGCAUACUGCAUCCCAAGAUGUACGAGCACAGCUUUCUGUUAGCCAGGGUGAUUCACAUCCUACACGUUAUGGUGAAGAAACCGCCACUAAACAGGUGACAUUUAGUGACACUAUUAGCAGCACUGAAAUGGAUGAGCUUGAUGCUGAGGGACAACAAAAUGAGAGAGACCCUUCUAACUGGGGUUCCAAAAACUCUCCUUUUUCAACCUCGCUUGAUGAUCCCACCUCCUCAUAUUCUCCUUAUUUAGCACCAGUUCUUGAAGGACCUUCUUCAUCUUUCUCUGAAGCUGGAGAUGACGAUCCACUACCUGCUAUAGAGGGCCUUCAAAUUUCAGGUGAUGCUUGUCCUGGACAUGAUCUCCAAGCAAGUGGAUUCUCUAUUAACGGAACAACCAGUUGUAAUUUUGAGUGGGUUCGCCAUCUGGAAGAUGGAUCUUUUAACUAUAUAGAGGGGGCAAAGCAACCUAACUACCUUGUUACUGCUGAUGAUGUUGAUACAUAUCUUGCUAUUGAAGUCCAGCCUCUGGAUGACAGGAAACGCAAGUCUUUGGCUUGGAGUGGGUGCAACCUAGGGACGUUGUGGGUGUCCUUUGGAGUUGGAGGGGGGCUAGGGUGGGGAAGCAUCAUUGGAAGGCCUGGGACCUUGCGCCCUUGUGUUUGAUGUGGCCUAUUUGGUUGGAACGCAAUAGGCAGAUUUUUCAGGGUUGGAUGAGCCGGUGUCUUGUUCGAAACAAAGCUUGCUGGGCGUUUUGUAUAGUAUAGUGUCGGGGCAAGUGGAGUUGCAUUUAUGCUCUUUUUUUGGAUUUUUUGGAUUCUCUUCAUGGUGGUGCUUGGCUGUUUAUAGCUUUUAUUUGUAUUUGUUUUGCAUCGGCUUGAUGCUCUUUUAAAUAAUAUUGCUUUAUAAAUUAAAACAAAUAAAAUAAGGAAGCCGUUCUUGUUCA